AGCUGAUAUAUGCCUGUCUUAUCAAGAUGGAAAUAUAAUGCAUAAUACAAUGAAUGAAUUAUUAUGGUGUUAUCACGGACUAUAUUCCGAGGGUAUUAUUCAUAAAAAAAUGUGAUUUAGGUAUUUUAUUUAUUUCAUUCAUUCGUGAUAUUAAUUUUAUCAAGUGUGUUAUUAAUUUAAAUUUUAUGAAAAUAUGGCAUAAUAAAUUGUUUUGUAAAUUUUACUUGUAUCAUGUAUUGAAUGUAUAUUAUUCAUAUUUUUUUAAUUUACCCUCAAAUUAUUGUAUUGCAACAUAUAUCCUUACGUAUACCUACAUAGUAGGUAAGUAAUUAUUUUAAACAAAAAUGAUUUAAUGUGCAUUAUAUAUUCUUUAUGCACAUUUAAUUUUUCUUUUUUUAGAUUUUUUUUGCUUUUAUAAUGGGAGAACUUCCAGAAGAGUUCAUGAAAACAUUUAGAACACAACAGAUUCACCCAACUAUAAACGAUAUUGACUAUGUACAAUGUUUACCACUCAACCUUGAAAAAGGAUCAUAUAAAUCUGAAGAUCACUAUUUAGACACGCAAUUUCAUCUUCUUCGUGAAGACUUUAUUUAUCCGCUAAGAAAAGCCAUUCAAUAUUAUCGUAAAAAUAGAAUUACGAGUGGUACUAAUCUAGUAUGUAAUAAGGUAUUAUUUGAUGGAUCUAGAGAGUUUUUUGGAAAUAAAUUGGGUUUCGUAAUUACAUUUGACCCAAAUUUAUAUAAUAUAAAUUUGUUUAUAAAUGGUUUCUUAUUACUAUUUUCAAAAGAUGAUUUUACCACAUUUUUUGUUGGACUUGUAUUGAAAGAUGAUAAAGAAUAUUUAAAAAAAGGUAUUUUAUUGGUAGAAAUGCUUGGUGAUAUAGAUAUUAGACCAAAUACUAUUCUUUCAAUGGGACAAUGUGAACAAUUUUAUGUACCUUACAAUUGGACACUCAAAGCCUUACAACAGAUGCACUCUCAAACAUUUCCAUUAAAAGAGUAUAUAGUGUUUGCUUCAAACAAACCAUGUGCCCCUGAAUACUUAAACGACUCUAACACUCAGAAAUAUGAUAUUGAUGAUUACAAAUUUAAUAUUUUAAAAGAUGAUGAAUGGCCUACUGAAAUUUAUCUACAACAAGAGCAUAAUCAAUAUAAAGCAUUUAAGGCAGCAUUAACUCAAAAGUAUGUUUUAAUUCAAGGAGUUCCAGGAACAGGAAAAACGUAUAUUGGUCAAAAAAUAGUAAAAGUAAUGAUUGAAAAUUUAUAUACUACAGGACGAUUAAAAAAUCCUAUUGCUGUAAUCUGCAAUAACAACCACACAUUAGAUCAUUUUUUAGAAGGCGUUUUAAAAAUAACUGACAAACUUGUUAGGAUUGGUUGUCAAUCAAAAUGUGAAGCUUUAAAAAAAUAUAGUUUAAAAGAAAUAGUGAAACUUAAUAAAUUAAAAAUAGAUAAUGUUUUAGAACAAGAAUUAAAAGUUAAAGAACAAGCUAUUUUAAAAUGUUAUGAAGAAUGUGAUAAAUUAUAUACAGGUAUUUUGGAUUGGAGUAUUUUAAAAUCUGUAGUACCAGAAAUGUCAUUUAAUACUUUUAUAGAUUCUUGGGAUUUUCUUAACUGGUUAUUUCAUCCAUAUCCUGUAGACAAGAUGAUAAAAAAUUAUAAACGAGAUGAUGUGGUAUCCAAUCAGCAUUGUUUAAUACUAGAUGAUAUCAAACAAUGUUUAUUAAAACUAACAGAACAAGUAACUGAAGGCAGUGAAUAUCAUUCAUUAAAAAUAAAACAAGAAUUAAAAAUGUUAAAGAAAUUUUAUGAAUAUUUUGAAUACAUGUUAGCUUUUGAUGACUCUAAUAUAAAUUCCCUUAUUGUUAAUGAUAUACAUUUAAUACCAGCAGACCAAAGAUGGGUUCUAUACUAUAAUUGGGUGCAGAGAAUUGUUAACAAUUAUAAAAAUAUGUUGACUCCAAUAUGGAAAGAAUAUAAUGAAUUAUGUAAAAAACUUGAUCAAAAUAGAUUAGAACAAACAGUAAAUUUAUUAAAGAACAUUCAUAUAAUUGGGCUUACUACUACUGGAGCAGUAAAAAACAAAGAUUUAUUAGAACAUUUAAAACCACCAAUUGGUAAGUAUACACAUUUUAACAAUGAUACUAUGUCCACAGAUUAUUUAUAUACGUGGGUGUAGAAUGGAAGGGUGAGCUAUAGCCUAGCAGGAAAAUGUUUUCUCAUUACCCCCUUUUAGAAUCAUUCUGAGCAGAGCAAGGAAUGAAUUGGUUUUACAAUGAAAUUUGGUUUUUUUACCGGAUCAUUUUUUGGUUUUCUUAGGAAUUUUCAUAAUAAAUGGAAAAUUUACAAAAUGUAUUAUUUUCAAUUUGGUCCAGCAGUCCUAGAAACUGUUUCUUCUUCAUAUUAUUUUUCAAUGUAUUCAACAUCAUCUGUUAUACAUUCUUUAUUUUAUUCUUCCAAUUAUUGUUUCCAUCUUUCGCUUAUGUAAUCUAUGUUUAUAAGUACGAAAUGGGACAUUUUGGCAUGAAGCCGUUUUGGUGUAAACACAAUAAUAUAUACCUUUAAAUUAUUUUAAAUUAAAUGUAUUCCUUCAGCCCUUACUUAAAUGGUAAUUAUUUUGGAAGAUUACAAUUAAAUGAACGUUGGCAAAGACUGCUAAAUUUUCUGUAUCGAUUUGGAAUUUACAUGAAUGAGUUCUAAAUGGUAUACAUAGAACGAAUAAUCAUUCAGAGUCUACCAAUUCAAGACUAAAUGUUGAAAUAGAAAUGGUCUAUCCUACAUUAUAGUCAUACAUAAUAUGCUUAAAAAAGAUCCAAACUAGAAGGGAUACAUAUAUAUACCAAUUGGAAUCGGGAAGAUUUUUUUUUGGUAAAAAAUUAAAAAAAAUUUUGACAUACAAAACAUUACCAAAAAUAAUUCAAGAAUUAGACAUUUUAACAUGUUUAAGCUCAUAAUGUUUCAUUUAAUAAUUUUGUUUUUUCUUACAAGUUUUCCAGCAUAAAUUUUCCAUUGUAUUUUUAAUUAACUGUAAUUAAAUAAAUUAAUAAUUAUAAUCAAAACAGUUUUAAUAUAUCAAUUUACACGCCAAAAUGUCCCAACUCAAACGAUAAUAAUAAAAUAAAGAGGGGUCUAGGACAUUUUUGACUGGCCAUUAUCCACAGUUUUUUAGUUUCUAAGCUUUUACAGAGUUGCAUUGGAUGCAUUUCAUAUAGUAUUGAGUAUGGCCAGUAAUUUCUUUAUUUUUUCAUCUAUACUGAAAAUCUUAUUUUAAUGAUUUUUCAGUUUUAUUUUGUAUUUCUUAUACUUUCAACAGCGCUUUGUCAUAACUAGUUUAUGAUCACUACCAACUUCUAUGUCAGGGUAGUGCGAAUGCAUAUAUGUAUUUAUAUGUGUGUUUGUAUUCGAGCAUCUUAAAACAGUACAAUUGAUAUAACUUGUGGCGCUUGUGACUUCUCCUGGGCACAUCUAUAUUUAUAGGUUUUCAAUAACCUUCUUUGUUUUGAUGUUUUUUGUAUUCAGACAUUUUUUUUUUAAUGAAUCCAAAAAAGAGUUUUAGAGGGUUGGUUGGUAAAAAAUGUGAGGUUUCACAUAACUUAUGCCAACAAAUUGUAACUGACCAACUGUAAAUGGCGUGCAGAGUGACAGCAAAGUUUGUCUUAAUAAUAUGGAGGAAAUGUCAAGAAUCAAAAACAAGUUCAUGUUUGUACGAAACUUUUUGGUAUAGUAAAUGAAAAUAAAAACUUUUUAAUAUUUAUUUUAAUAAAACAUUACCUGUAUCAUUGUGUAAUUAUCAAAAUAAAAUAAAAAUUUCCUCUUUUAAACAAAUUUAAAAAAAUCGACAAAUAUGAAAAACUUAUUUUAUAAAAACAUCAAAACAAAGAAGGUUAUUGAGUAUCUACAAUUACAGAUGUGCUGAGGAGAAAUUAUAAAAGCCAGUGAUAUCACUGCUCUUAGAUGCUCUUGCACGCAGUUCAAACAGGAACUUUUUGAUCCUAUCUCAUAUAUCAACUAAACAUUUAAUUUUUAUUAUCAUGAAAUGAAAUAUGUUUUUCAAGAAAUACUAAUGACUAUCUUCUCUCUGCUCAAGAAUCUAAUAAGUGAUAAAAUAAAACCAAAUAUAUAUCAUUGAUUGUUACCAUGUACUAAUACGCCUAUUUUUAUAAACUUUUCUUUAUCAAUGUGUAUUAAAUAUACAUUUUAAUUAAAGUAUAUAUAUAUCCAAUUUUGAAAUUUCCAAUAAUAAUGGAAUAAUAUUGUUGUAUCACCGAUUUUAUUUGGUCUAAAAAUUAUAGUUAAACUAUAAAACCAAAAACCUGAAGAAAACUGAAUGGUUACUAAUAAUUGUUCAAAUUGUGAAUUAAUCACUAAACUAAUUAAUAAUUAUUUUAGCUUAUGUAUUGAAAGAUAGUUUUAAGUUAAAUUAUCCUGCUGAAUUUGAUUAGUAAAUAUAUAUGUUUAUGUGUAUACUAUUAUCCUCAUAAUUAGUUUGAAUUUACCUAUAAUUGUUUAUUUUGUAUAGUCAUUGUUGAAGAAGGUACUGAAGCUCUAGAACCUUAUAUAGUUUCUUCAUUGACUGAACAUGUUCAACAUUUGAUUCUCAUUGGUAUGUUUACAUUUUUAUUUAUUGAUAAAUAAUAUCUAAUUUUAUAUUUUUAAAAAAAUGUAUAAUUACAUAUAUAUAUUUAAAUACCUAUUAAGUUGAAUUGUGUUUAGUGGAAAUCAUUUUAUAGUGAACAAAUAUAUUGAAGAGAUCUUGUUGUUAUUACAAUAUUUUAUUAUGUUAUUGAUAUUUUGAUCAUUUAUAAAAUUAGUAUCAUGAAUUAGUUUAAAAUUACCAAUUUGCUUAUUGUACUCAAUUAACUAUAUUAUAUUAUAUUACUUAUAUUAUGUGCAUUAAGUUAUAAAUUAAAUCAUUUUUUUUUUUUUUCAAUAUAGGUGAUCAAAAAGUAGAACGCCCAAAAACCACUUACAAUUUAGCAAAAAUGUAUAACUUUAAUCAAACACUUAUGGAACGCACAUUAAAUAAUGGUUUACCUUUAAAUAGACUUACUAAACAAUUUAGAAUGCGACCAGAAAUAAUGUCAUUAGUUUUACCAUUUAUUACUGAUCAAUUAGAAAGCAGUGAUCAUACAUGUAAUUUGUUAAAUGUUGCAGGAAUAACAAAAAAUGUAUAUUUUAUCGAUCACAAUGUAAUAGAGGUAAAUAGAAAUUUUUAGUUUUAUUUAAGAAUAUUAUAUUUAAACAUUUUAAUUAGGAAUGCAAUAAUAAGAAUCAUACAAAUUUACAUGAAUUAAAAUUUAUAAUAGAACUUGCCCGUUAUCUUUGUUUACAAAAUUAUAAGCCUGAAGAAAUAAUGAUUUUAACUUCACAUAAAGAUCAAGUUCAUGAAUUAAUAAAGGUAUACUUGGUUUAAAAAUUUACUGAUAAUUUUAAGUAUUAUUCUACUUUUAAAUGUUUAUUGUAAUUAUUAAUUUUAGCAUAAACAAGAAUCUUUGCUUAUUAAAAAUAUAUAUGUAUCAUCUGUGGACAACUGCUCAUUACCUGAAUGUGAAAUUGUAUUGCUGUCUACUGUACACAGUAAUAAAGAAGACUCAGGAUUUUGGAAACACGAAAAUCGAAUUUGUUCUGCUUUAACAAAAGCAAAAAUUGGAUUAUACAUUAUUGGAAAUAUGGACAAUCUUAUUAAUCAAUGUGAAUUAUGGAAUAAUGUUAAAACUUCUCUUCAGAGUCUACAGUCCAUAGGUAUAGCCAAUAUUUUAGAUUCUGAGCGUAGCAGGGGAUCUAUUGAUUUACUAUGUUGAGAGAUUUUUACAUAGUUUUUAUUUUAUAGGUAUUCUGUAGAUAGAAUGUUUUGAUUAAAAAAAGCAUUGCAAAUUUAAUUUGAGAUUCAUUAAAAAUUUAACUUAGUGAUCAAAAAAAAAAAAAAAAAUUGAGCAUAAUGUAAUAGUUUUUUUUUUAAUUAGUUUAAGAUCAAAUGUUGAUGAACAUCAUAAAUAUUAUAGCAUUUCAAAAUAUAUAAUCGAACUUAGUUCAUUUUUCACUAUUUUGUUUCAGUAGCAUGAUUUAUCGUUACUUACAGAUAUAAAUUAAAUAACCUUUACAUCUUUCCACCUACAACAUAGGAACACCCAUUAGUAGUAUAAGCUCUAUUUAAUUUUGUUUUAUAUUAUUUUUAAUCCACAAAUAUUAUUUUUUCUUUCUUUUGGGUUAUCCAGUUGCUAGGACCAUCCUGUCUCACAACCAAUUCUCCAGCCGACCAUUCAUUGGCAAAUCCUUUCAAUUUACUCCGCCUCCUAAUUUUUCUACAACAUCCUUCUUAAAUAUAUCUUCCCAUCUCAAUUUUGGUCUUCCCAAGGGUCUUUUUCCUAUUAGAAUCUGUUCUAAUAACAUUCUUAACAGAUAGUUCUGGCUUCUCAUUGCAUGUCCUGCCCAGCGCAACCUUUCUUUUGUAAUCAUCUCUACUAUACUAAUCUAACAAAUAUUAAAUAAAUAUAUAUUUAUUUUAGGAAGUGAAUUAACUUUAGAAUGUUCUAUUCAUAAAGGAACAUUAUCCAAAGUUUCAAAAGCCGAAGAUUUUAUAAAUCGAAAAUGUCCUCGGCCAUGUUUGCAGCAAUUAAAAUGCAAUCAUUAUUGUCAAAGUAUUUGUCAUACACGUGAUCGUGAACAUAUUUAUAUGUUUAAAUGCCGAAAUAUAAACUGCAGGUUUGUUUUAUAAAAACUUAAAUUGAUGUAUUUCAUUCCAACACUUUAAUAAUUUAAAAAUGAUUACUGCCAAAUACAUUUUUAUUUAUCUUUCCCUUAACUUUAAUUCAAACAUAGUAUGUUAUUCCACAGAAUUUUCUAUUUUUAAUAGUUCAUAUUAUUAUAAUUAUGUCCUAGUGAUUUAUUUAUAUAUAGAAAAAGAUUUAAAAUUUAUAUUUAUGAUGUUAAUGGUAUAGUGUUAUAAUUCAAAAUUUAACAAACUGUUCAAUUUUUAAAUUGAAAAUUGUUAAUAAUAGAACUAAACCAAAUACCCAAUAAUUUGAUUAGAAAAUCAUUUAAUGCCGAUUCUGUGCCAUCACCAAUAUGAUGUUUUGUGGUGGGACAGUGGCCUUGUUACAAAAAAGAAAAAUUCUAUUUUUUUCGUAUUAGUGGAUCUCAUAAUAGUAAAUCACGGAGCUGAGCAGUUUGAGAACUUUUUGACCUAACUUAACCUUUUUACUUUUUUAAUGUUCGAGUUAGAUAAAGUAUUUUAAAAGUUUGGUUCGGUUCGGGUUUGAAUAAAAAUGUGUAAGCUCAGUUAGAUUCGGGUUCAUUAAUUUUAAGGAAAGGAUAUUCUUAAGUUUAGUUCUGUUCGAACUUAAAAAUCAGGGUUAGUAACAUCUCUAGUUAUAAUACAUCUAGUUAAAUUAAUUAUCUAAUUUUGAAUAUUUAAAUGCAAUAUUACUAUUUUUAUUUUGUACACAAUUUAAAUCUUCAAAACUUUUAACCAUAAUUUAACUUAAGUUAAAAAUUUAAAUUUUAAAUUGUAUACAUUGGUGUAAGUUAAGUUAAAAUACAAUUUAUUUCAUGUUAAUACUAAAAUGUUAGAGCUGAAACUCGAAACUUAUUGAUUUUAUCUGUGAUAAAUCAUUAUAUAAUAUGAAUCUGAAUAAUAAUAAUAAUAAUUAUUUAUUUAUUUUAUCAGUUGGUAUUGUUAAUUAUUACAAAAUUUAAUUUUGCAUAUUUUUGUAGACAUUUUUAUUGAUAAUGUAUUUUCAGUAAUUUAUUGAAUUUUUAAUCAAAUUUAAUCCGUAAAACAUAUUCAUAUUGUAUAUAGAUAUUUUUUAUACAACAAAAAUAUUCUUCUUCAAUUAAUAAUAAUAUUGUAUUUAUGAAAAAGACGGCUCUCAUAAUAUUUUGCUUUACUAUAUAAAUUAUAAGCAAUGAUAUUAGGGGUGUAUUUAAAGGUUGGGGUAUGGUUAUUAGACCCCCUAGACUAAAUUUACCCCCCCCCCCUCAAUCAAAAAUUUCUCUAUUUAUAUUGUAUUAGGUAUAAGGUAUGAAGAGUUCAUAAACAUUUAUGUUUGAAGUAAAACUGUUCAGAACAAAUCUAUGAUUUUAUAUUUUAUAUUGUUAUUAAAAGUGUAAUCAAAACAUUAAAAGAUAGUUUAAAUAAAGAGUCAUUUAAAUGUUUAUGAUGUGAACUAAUAGAAUUUUUCAAAAGAUUUAAAAUAAAUAUUCAUGUUCUGACCAACUAUAAAAAAAAAAAAGUAUAUUAACAAUUUCAUGAUUUUUUUUUUUCAGAUCAUCUAAAUCACUAAUCCGUUUUCCAUUAAGGGACAUAUUUCUUCUGUUUUGGGAAUACACUAAAAAUAUUAUUUAUGAAGUAAUUAAUCAACCUAUUUGAAAUGGUUGUUUAACCAUUUCAUCAUGACAUUGGUUUAUAAUUAUAAAUUUUAUAUAUUUAUAACUAUUAGAUUAUUAGUUUAAUGUUUUUAGCUAAAGUGAAAAUCAAGUAAUUACAUGGUGCCUAAUAAAUAUACCUAGUCAUAUCCUGUAUUGGACACUAAAUGUAUUAAUAAAAUGUUCCUUCAUUUACACUUAUUUAUUUAAUUUUUGUUUAAAAACAUAAAAUUGUUGUAGUUGUUAUUUUUCAAUAUUAUAAUCAAUUACAUUUCUAACUAUAUUAUAUAAAUCAUUCAAAAUCUCACCCUCUUCUUUUUUGAUACAAUAAUGUAAACCUUCCAAUGACUGCUUAAUGCAAGUAUGAAUCCUCUCC
Cinara cedri is the source of this 8739-nucleotide messenger RNA. NCBI's taxonomy places the organism in Eukaryota, Metazoa, Arthropoda, Insecta, Hemiptera, Aphididae. The record is from the annotation of a GenBank genome assembly.